GCCGAAAUCUACCCGUGUACUCCGUAUCCUUGUGUGGUAUCUGCAAACCAUUUGAGGGCGCUGUGUUGUGUAGCUGCAGAGUAACUUGGACCUUGCAAAGUAAAGUGCUGUUUUGUUGCUGUUGGUGUUGUAGUCAAGACGUGAAGUCAGGCGGGCAAAGAGUUAAGUUACCUUUCAACAGAACUGGGGUAGCAUUCUGUCAACCACGUACGAUAGGCUGCACGAAGAUACAGUCGUUGCUGAUAAGACGCCGAAGUGAGGAACGCAAAGAGUUCCUUUCAAUAGAGUUUAGAUAUAUAUCACUCUGUCAGAGAUGUCUCUUCUCCAGAACUGGCUUCCGCCCUCGCCAGGGAACUGGACCUUGAUAGUCAACACCUUCACCUACUUUCCUGUUAUCACUGCCAUUCAAUGGCUCACGGCGUACUACCCCAUGGGCAAGACGUCAACGACCUCGUGCCUCAACAUCCCCGGGAAGGUGGCCUGGGUGCUCAUGGAACUCCCCGCGCCGCUUCUGCUAGUAUACACCAUGACUGGCCUGCGCGCCACUCUCCCACCGCCGCCAAGGGAAAACCUCAUCCUGGCAGGCAUCUACGUGACGCAUUACAUCUACCGCGCGCUUCUUGCCCCCCUUCUCAACUUCUCCAUGUCUCCCAUCCAUCCCAUCAUCGUCCUCGGAGCCUGGGUAUUCAACUUGCUGAACGCAGUCUCCCUUGGCGGCCAUCUCGCCGGCCUCGGUCCCACAAUGACCAUGCGCCUUGCUCUCGGCCUCCCCAUCUGGGCCCUUGGCUUUGCGGGCUCAAUCGCGCACGACGAAAUCCUACGCCGUGGCCGCCGCGCGGCGUCCAAACCGGGUGCAUCCGCCAAAGCCGAAAACACGCACACCGUCCCCGAUGGCCACGGCGGCGAAAAGACGUACGUCCUGCCAUCGGAAGGACUGUUUAGGUGGGUGCUUAGCCCGCAUUACCUUUGUGAGUGGAUUGAGUGGGUGGGCUUCUAUGUCGCGACAGGCGGGGCGGUGCCGGCGAGGAACUUUGUAGCUGCGGAGGUAUCGACGAUGAUGCCGAGGGCGAUAACGACGAGGAAGUGGUAUGUAGAGAGGUUUCCGGGGGUGGAGGGGAGAUGGGCGGUGCUGCCUGGGCUGGUGUAGGCGGACUGCGAUAUGAUAGGAAUUGUGUCUGGAGAUGUGGAGGAGUAGAAUGGCUCAUACAGAUGGUGCUCAGAGGUUUAAUGGGAUACAUGAGAAUCACGGAGGGAGUACGAUAGCUAGAAAACCUUAUGCGCACACGCGCACCCA
Molecule: messenger RNA, 1294 nt
Organism: Pseudogymnoascus destructans
Lineage: Eukaryota; Fungi; Ascomycota; Leotiomycetes; Thelebolales; Thelebolaceae
Exons: 3
Coding region: 314-1147 (277 amino acids)
Biological process (GO): lipid metabolic process
Molecular function (GO): oxidoreductase activity, acting on the CH-CH group of donors
Source: RefSeq, a predicted model, not a curated record